AUGGGGAAGUUUCACACAUUAGCCGCUAUUUUUUGCUUUGUGUUUUUUUGCCUCCCGGCUCCCUCCUGUGGGAUGGUUCAGGAUAAAAAGAUCAAUUUGAAAAUAGAGUUGGUCGACAAAGAUUUGUUGCUAUCUAAUGAGCACUUGAAGAAGGAGAAGAAUAUUGUUCAAAAUGGGAAAAAAAUUAAAAUUAAAAUUUUCGAAAAAAUAAAGGAAAAUGUCCUCGAGCGGGCCUUAGUCGUGCAGGAAAUGGACAGAGUUAAAGGCAUGAAUGCAUCAAAAAGUGGAAAAGCCGCAAGUUUGCAAAAUGUGAGUGAUGAUGCAGGCGACGAUGAAGAGGACGAAACUGAUGAUAAUGGCAAUGAUGCCGCUUCGGAGGGGGAAAAACAUGAUGGGGAUGAGGAAGAAUAUUGCGCACAUGAUGCAAGCGACAUGAAAGUUAUUUCAACAGAGGAAUCUACAGAAAAUGAUGUCCAUAUGCUUCGCAAGGUUUACCAGAAGAAGACGGAUGAAGAAUUCACUACCUACUGCUACAUGAGGUAUACAUUUAAUUUAAAUUUGGAUAAAUUAAGCGAAAAUAAUAAGAGUGAGUUAUUCAAAGGUUUAGAUAAAUCUCUAGACUAUAUGUCUUUUUUGCCAAAGGAGGAUAAAGUUAAUGAUACCGAAGUAAUUCUAGAUCAUGAGUACAAGCAGAUGGACCAUUCAGCGGGGUCAAAUGAUUCAACACUGUCAACUGUGGAACUGAGGAAUGAUAAUCUUAAUUCAUGUUUUAAUUCGGAAUAUGCCGAAACUAUAGAUGAUAUUGUUAGGUACUUGGAGAGUAUAAGUAGUAGGUUAGCCGUCCCCUCGUCAAUAAAGAAUAAAUUAUUGAUGGAAAGGAAUCUUCUAAAAGGGUGCGAUGGAGUGGAAACACUGGGUGCUAGUUCGACAGGUAGUGCGCCUCAGGAUAAUGCUGAAAAAAUUGCACUUUACGAAAUAUUGACAAAUUUAAGGAACUCUUUUAUUAUGAAAAAGAAGGUAAUAAAUUUACUACACGAUGUAAAUUCUAAUGUAGAGGAUGCUAAUACCAACAGAGGUUCAGGAAAAGACCUGGACGAAAUUUUCAUAAACUCUGUUGAGCGAACAUUUGAUUGCUAUGAUGUGCUGAAAGGAAGUGAGAGGUUGAAUUCUAUAUUAACAAGCAGGAAGGAGGAGAAAACCCUAGUGCAAGAAUCACCCAACACGAGAGAAGUAGAUAUUAGGAAUCACCAGUUUAAAUAUGCCCCAGGGGGAAACUCAAAGGAGAACUCUUUGCUUACUGGCGAUAAUAAGGAUAAAUGUGAAAUAUUUUUUAAAGCAAUUUUGCUAAGUGAAGUGUUUGCAGAUCAUUCGACGCUUUCUCAAAAUGUGCAAGGGGGGCAUUUUCAGAUGUUGAACCAUGGGAUGAGUAAUGAUGGGUUCAGCGAUGCGAGUGCGAGUAAUUCCAGUGAGGAAGACGCAACAUAUGCAAAUUCCUUUUUCAAUGGUUUUUCACGCAUGCCGAUAGUAGACAAUGACUCUACGAAAAUGCGCAGUGCAUUUAUGGGAGAUAACGGUCACAUGGGUAUGGCAGUUAGCGGACGGGACAACCCUACUGAGGAGAAUACUUUUAAUUUGCAAGGAAGCCCAAACGUUUUCGCAGGUACUGAGUCCUUUGCUGAUAUGUCGACAGGGAUGAACGAAUUCGAAAUGGAUGACGAGGAUAAGGGUAAAAAGGAUAAGGAUGACGAUGACGACAAUGACGAUGAUGACGAUGAUGACGAUGACGAUGAUGACGAUGAUGACGAAGAGGACGACGCGAAGGAGGAAGAGGAGAUGGCAGAUGAGGAGGAAGACGAUGAUGAUGACGAUGAUGACGACGAUGAGGAUUCUUACUUUUCAUCAUCAGGCGUGAAGAGCCUGUUGAGUAAUUUAUUAAAAAACGGGUCGGAUCAUUUAGUAGAGGAAGGUGCAAAUAAAAUGUCCAAUCUCAUAGAUGAGAACUUCAACAUGGACAAGCUAUCCGAGAAGGCUAACAACAUGGCGGGAAAAAUUAAGGACGUAUCUAGAAGGACUUCUGAGAAAUAUAAAAAGGCAAAGGACGGGGUAAAGAAAUCUAUUAAGAAGGUGAAAUUGGCCUCAAAGGAGAAGAUGGAUAAACUUAAAAGGGGAGCGAAAAAAGGAGUGAAAAACCUGAAAGAUAUCGGAAAGAAUAGCAUUCGCAAACUUAAGGAUUCGGCGAAAAGGGGAGGAGAACGUAUCAAAAAACAAGGGAAAAAAAUUGUCGAUAAUACUGUGCAAGCAGCCAAGGAUAAGAUUGAUAAAGUCAAGAAAGAAACAAAAAAGAGUAUCGAUAAGGGAAAAAAAAAGGUGAAACAGGUAGCAAAAGAAGGAAUCCAAAAGGGGAAAAAUACGGUGAAAAAGAUGAAAAAGGUGGCCAAAGAGGGCAUCGAUAAGGUGCAGGGAGUGGCACAGAAGGGAAUCGAUAAGGCACAAGAAGUGGUAGAUAAGGGCAUCGAUAAGGCACAGGAAAUUGUCCAAGCGGGAGCACAGAAAGUGAAGAAAGCCAUCGGUAAGGCGCAGAAGGUAGUCAAGGGAAAAGAAAAGGAAGUGAAAAAUACCGGCGGAAGCUCCAAUACAAGCACAUCUGGAAAUGGUAACCAAGCAAAUAAUUCACCCAAUACUGUCGCGAAAGGUAGUACCGUGGUGUCUAACGAGAAGGGAGCUCCAAAAGAGAGUUAUAAGGACCCCUCGGGGAAUGAAGGUUCGAAAAGUAAAACGUCCUUCUUAAGCAUAUCAGGUGAAUCAAUUCAGAAUACCUCAAACAGGAAGAAAAUAAAAAGCGAAAUAAAGGAAAUUAAUAAAGGAUACAAAAAGUUGAGAAAGAUGGAAAAAAAAGUAAGGGACGAGCUGAAAAGUCCCGUGCCUUCUGACAAGAAUAUAAUUCAAGAAUUCGAUAAUUUUGAAAAGUUGAGUGAAGAGAAAAAUGAGUAG
Messenger RNA from Plasmodium knowlesi strain H, 2991 nucleotides. RefSeq names its product secreted ookinete protein, putative. The record is from RefSeq and is a predicted model, not a curated record. The coding region runs from base 1 to 2991 and encodes 996 amino acids. The transcript has a single exon. NCBI's taxonomy places the organism in Eukaryota, Apicomplexa, Aconoidasida, Haemosporida, Plasmodiidae.